CUUAAAGUAUACUUUGAUCAUUUUCAUAUUCUCAUCAAACCUAACAAACCUUUUCUUGAUAACUAUGGCAGAGGAAACCAAGAACGUAGUUCAUGAGCAGGAGGUGCCAAAGGUAACGACCGAGGAAUCAUCAGCGGAGGUCACGGAUCGAGGACUGUUUGAUUUCUUGGGGAAGAAGAAGGAGGAAACAAAACCUGAGGAGACCAUCGACUCUCAGUUUGAACAUAAAGUUCAUAUCUCAGAGCCAGUGGUGCCUGAGGUUAAACACGAGGAAGAAGAGAAAAAGCAUAGUCUCCUCGAGAAGCUUCACCGAAGCGACAGCUCUUCUAGCUCCUCAAGCGAGGAAGAAGGGGAAGAUGGUGAGAAGAGGAAGAAGAAGAAGGACAAGAAGAAGACUGCUACUACUGCUGAAGGAGAGGUGAAAACAGAGGAGGAGAAGAAAGGGUUUAUGGAUAAGCUGAAGGAGAAGCUUCCAGGACAUGGAAAGAAGCCUGAAGAUGCUUCACCCGCCGCACCGGUUGUUGCUCCUCCGGUGGAGGAAGCGCAUCCGGCGGAGAAGAAGGGGAUUCUGGAGAAGAUCAAGGAGAAGCUUCCAGGGUACCAUCCCAAGACCGUGGAUGAGGUGAAGAAGGAAAAGGAGACUGAUUAAGAAGAAGAAGAAAAAGAUGAUCAUUAAGUAUGAAAUGAUGAUGAUGCGUUUUUGUGAUAAUGCUUUUGUUAUGCAUUAAGUUUGUUGGCUUUUAUGUUUUUGAUUUUACAGUUUCCUUUUCUCUCCUCUUUGUUAUGUUUUGUAUAUGCUUUCAAGGUGUUUUAAUGGUUAUGAAUGUUUUCAUUUUGAAAAAACAAAGUUUUCAUUUCUUUU
Messenger RNA from Brassica rapa (field mustard), 862 nucleotides. Its product is annotated as dehydrin ERD14. Gene Ontology annotation, cellular component: membrane; cytosol. Gene Ontology annotation, biological process: cold acclimation; response to water deprivation; response to abscisic acid. The record is from RefSeq and is a predicted model, not a curated record. Lineage: Eukaryota; Viridiplantae; Streptophyta; Magnoliopsida; Brassicales; Brassicaceae.